This is a messenger RNA of Verticillium dahliae VdLs.17, 4554 nucleotides long. RefSeq names its product multidrug resistance protein CDR1. Gene Ontology annotation, biological process: transmembrane transport. The record is from RefSeq and is a predicted model, not a curated record. Gene Ontology annotation, molecular function: ABC-type transporter activity; ATP binding; ATP hydrolysis activity. Bases 1 to 4554 code for a protein of 1517 amino acids. NCBI's taxonomy places the organism in Eukaryota, Fungi, Ascomycota, Sordariomycetes, Glomerellales, Plectosphaerellaceae. The transcript has 2 exons. Gene Ontology annotation, cellular component: membrane.
AUGUACUCUGCAGCCCAGGGUGGUGAGGCUUUGGGGGCGGCGCCUCGGUCCCCCAACGGAAGCCAGCAAACCUACGUAAACGAGGCCGACUUGACAAACCACAUCGCCUCGGACAACAGCAGGUCAUACCUGGACGGCCACGAUCUGGGAUCCAAGGACAAGAAGGCAGGCAAAGGCGAUUCUGGGGACUCGACAUCGACGAGUGACGAUGACACCGGAAACGAGACGGAGAUGGAACGUCGACACUCCAUCGUGCAAGACCUUGCCCGUCAGUACACGCAACACUCGAUUGUCGACAUCCAAGGGAACCCGCAAACCCUUUUCGGAAGCGAUGACCCCAACUCGAAACUCAACCCCCGUGGCGAGAAGUUCAGUGCGCGAUCAUGGGCGAAGACCCUCGCCAAGAUGACCACUGAGCAGGGCGCAGGAUUCCGACAGGCCGGAUUUUGCUAUCAGAACAUGAACGUCUUCGGCUACGGCAACGAGACGGACUACCAGAAGGACGUCUCCAAUGUCUGGCUCGAGGUCUCGGGUCUUGUCAAAAAGCUUACGUCCAAGUCCGGCGGCCAGCGACGUAUCGAUAUUCUGCAAGACUUUGACGGUGUCGUUGAGGCGGGCGAGAUGCUUGUCGUCUUGGGCCCUCCCGGUUCAGGAUGUUCGACAUUCUUGAAGACCAUCGCAGGCGAGCUGAAUGGCAUUCACGUUGACGACCAGGCCUACUUCAACUACCAGGGAAUGUCUGCCAGGGAAAUGCACAAGCAUCACAAGGGCGACGCCAUUUACACCGCCGAGGUCGACGUCCAUUUCCCUCAGCUGUCUGUCGGACACACUCUCACCUUUGCUUCCCGAGCCAGAUGCCCCAACAACCUCCCGCCGGGCAUCACACGCAACCAGUACUCCGAUCACCUCCGCGACGUUGUGAUGGCCAUGUACGGAAUCAGCCACACCAUCAACACGCGCGUAGGUAACGAAUACAUUCGGGGCGUUUCUGGUGGUGAGCGUAAGCGCGUGUCCAUCGCUGAAGCUACCCUCUCGAACGCUCCUUUGCAAUGCUGGGACAACUCGACUCGUGGUCUCGAUUCGGCCAAUGCUGUCGAAUUCUGCAAGACCCUGAGGCUGCAGUCGGAACUCUUCGGUCAGACAUGUGCUGUGUCGAUCUACCAGGCCCCCCAGAGCGCCUAUGACUUGUUCGAUAAGGUUGCCGUCCUGUACGAAGGCAGGCAGAUCUUCUUUGGCUCGACGAAGCGGGCCAAGGAAUACUUCGAAAACCUCGGAUUCGAGUGCCCAGCGCGCCAGACAGUUCCGGAUUUCCUGACAUCCAUGACCGCUCCUUCGGAACGUGUUGUGCGCCCUGGCUGGGAGUCUCGAGUCCCUCGAAGCCCCGACGACUUUGCGGCGGCUUGGAAAGCCAGCCAGGCGUUCCGUGAUCUCCAGGCCCAAAUCCAGGAGUACAAGUCCGUCCACCCCGUCGACGGUGUUGAUGCAGAGGCCUUCCGCAACAUCAAGUCUGCUGUUCAGUCCAAGAACCAACGACUCAAGUCUCCCUUCAUUCUGUCGUACCCUCAACAGGUCAAGCUUUGCCUAUGGCGCGGGUGGCAGCGUCUCCUGGGUGAUCCGUCCUUGACCGUGUUCCAACUCCUCGCCAACUCGAUCAUGGGUCUGAUUAUUUCCUCUCUGUUCUACAACAUGCCGCAAACGACAUCCGCCUUCUACAGCCGUGGCGUUGUCCUCUUCACUGCCAUUUUGACCAACGCCUUCUCCAGUGCCCUUGAAAUUCUGACUCAAUACGCCCAACGACCUAUCGUGGAGAAGCAUGUGCGCUACGCAUUUUAUCACGCAUCCGCCGAGGCCUACUCGUCUGUCCUGGUGGAUAUGCCAUACAAGAUUGCCAACAGCAUCGUCUACAAUCUGGUCAUCUACUUCAUGACGAACCUCAACCGCGACCCGGGCGCCUUCUUCUUCUUCCUGCUGGUAUCAUUCCUGAUGGUCCUGACAAUGUCCGGAAUCUUCCGCUCCAUCGCUUCGCUCUCUCGAACCCUGUCCCAGGCAAUGGUCCCCGCCUCCAUCCUUAUCCUGGCUCUCGUCAUCUUCACUGGCUUCGUUAUUCCUGUCGACUACAUGCUGGGUUGGUGCCGCUGGAUCAACUACAUUGAUCCUGUCGGUUACGGCUUCGAGGCCCUCAUGAUCAACGAGUUCCACAACCGAGACUUUACCUGCAACGCGUUUGUGCCCAGUUCCACCGUGGCGGGCUACGAGGACGUCUCGUCCAGCAAUAGGGCCUGUUCCGCAGUCGGUUCCGUACCCGGGUCUGACGUGGUCAACGGCGACACGUAUAUCCAGGCGGCCUACCGGUACGAGCACAGCCACAAGUGGAGGAACGUCGGCAUCCUCAUUGCCUUUGCCAUUGCCUUCCACGUUCUCUACUUUGUCGCUUCGGAGUACAUCUCGGCCAAGAAGUCCAAGGGUGAGGUCCUCGUUUUCCGCCGCGGCGCUCUUCCCACCACCGCCAAGGGCCAGGACGAUGUCGAGGGCUCCCUUUCCGGUCCGCUCCCCGUGACCGAGAAGCCCAACGGCAAGUCGGGCGACGGCGUCAUCCAGGCUUCCACGAGCGUCUUCCACUGGAACAAUGUCUGUUAUGACAUCAAGAUCAAGGGCGAACCCCGCAGGAUUCUCGACCACGUAGACGGAUGGGUCAAGCCCGGUACCCUCACAGCCCUCAUGGGCGUGUCUGGCGCCGGAAAGACGACGCUUCUCGACUGCCUUGCUGAUCGUGUAUCCAUGGGCGUCAUCACUGGCGAGAUGCUCGUUGACGGCAAGAUUCGCGACCAGUCGUUCCAGCGCAAGACGGGCUACGUUCAGCAGCAGGAUCUCCAUCUCGAAACCACCACUGUCCGCGAAGCCCUGGAGUUCAGCGCCCUGCUGCGCCAGCCCGAGUCGACGCCGCGCGCCGAGAAGCUUGCCUACGUGGACGAAGUCAUCAAGCUGCUCGACAUGCAGGAGUACGAGGGCGCCGUGGUCGGCGUGCUGGGCGAGGGCCUCAACGUCGAACAGCGGAAGCGUCUGACCAUCGGAGUCGAACUCGCCGCGAAGCCACCUCUGCUGCUCUUCGUCGACGAGCCCACAUCCGGUCUCGACUCUCAGACGUCGUGGGCUAUUCUUGACCUGCUGGAAAAGCUGUCCAAGGCUGGCCAGUCCAUCUUGUGUACGAUCCAUCAGCCCUCGGCCAUGCUUUUCCAACGGUUCGAUAGACUGCUGUUCCUCGCCAAGGGCGGCAGGACUGUCUAUUUCGGUGACAUCGGAGAAAACUCAAAGACGCUCACAAACUACUUUGAACGCAACGGCGCUGACCCCUGCCCCCCCGGCGAGAACCCGGCAGAAUGGAUGCUCUCUGCCAUUGGCGCCGCACCCGGAUCCGAGACGAACGUCGACUGGCACAAGGCUUGGCGUGACAGCCCCGAAUACCAGGGCGUCUCCCGUGAACUCGAGCGUCUCAAGGCCAACGCCUCUCCGGCUGCCACCGACGAGGCCUCCCGGGCAGACGACAAGGCUUCGUUCCGCGAGUUUGCGUCGCCUCUGUGGGGCCAGCUGCUCAUCGUCACGCGCCGCGUCUUCGAGCAGUACUGGAGGACGCCGUCGUACAUCUACUCCAAGUUCAUCCUCUGCUGCUCCGUGGCCCUCUUCAUCGGUCUCGUGUUCCUCGACGCCCCCCUGAGUAUGCAGGGACUGCAGAACCAAAUGUUCGCCAUCUUCAACAUCUUGACCAUUUUCGGCCAGCUCGUCCAGCAACAGAUGCCGCACUUUGUCACGCAGCGCGCGCUCUACGAAGUCAGGGAACGGCCGUCCAAGACGUACAGCUGGAAGGUGUUCAUGCUCUCCCAGAUCAUCGUCGAGAUCCCCUGGAACUCGCUCAUGUCCGUCUUCAUGUUCAUCUGCGUCUACUACCCCGUCGGCCUGUACAAGAACGCCGAGGCGGCCGGCCAGACGACGGAGCGCGGCGGCCUCAUGUGGCUGCUGUUCUGGCAGUUCCUCAUCUUCACCUGCACGUUCGCGCACGCCUGCAUCGCCAUCACGGACACGGCCGAGGCGGGCGGCAACCUGGCCAACGUGCUCUUCAUGAUGUGCCUCAUCUUCUGCGGUGUGCUGGCCUCGCCCGACGCCAUGCCCCGCUUCUGGAUCUUUAUGUACCGCGUCUCGCCCUUCUCCUACCUCGUGUCAGCCAUGCUGUCGACGGGCCUCGCCAACACGCGCGUCACCUGCUCCGACGUCGAGCUCGUCAGCUUUGACCCGCCAGGCAACCAGACGUGCGGCGCCUACCUGAGUGACUACAUCAGCUCUGCGGGCGGUUACCUCACGGACCCCUCUGCCCAGUCCGACUGCAACUACUGCCCCAUCGCCGACACCAACGUCUUCCUCGACGCCGUCAGCGCGUCAUAUGACAACCGAUGGCGCGACUUUGGCAUCGGCAUGGUGUACAUCGCCUUCAACAUUGCCGCGUCGCUGGCUCUCUACUGGCUCGUCCGCAUGCCCAAGGGCAAGAAGAAGGCCUCGAGCUGA